CUUUAAACAGAAACACCUUGAGUGAAUAUUCCAUAUGCACUCAAGCCCUAAUUUCUCUCUCUCUUUGUGUCUCUGUUUCUGAAGGUAAAAAAUGACUGAGCCGUCAAAGGUCAUUCAUGUUCGCAACGUAGGCCACGAAAUCUCAGAGAAUGACUUGCUUCAGCUAUUUCAGCCCUUUGGAGUCAUUACCAAACUUGUAAUGCUAAGGGCAAAAAAUCAGGCCCUUUUGCAAAUGCAAGACAUUGCUGCAGCUGUAAAUGCCAUACAAUUCUAUUCAAAUUUUCAGCCCAGCAUAAGGGGGAGAAAUGUUUAUGUACAAUUUUCAUCUCAUCAAGAACUGACAACCGUGGAUCAGAAUGCACAAGGGCGAGGAGAUGAGCCUAAUCGAAUUCUCUUAGUUUCGAUACAUCACGUGCUAUAUCCUAUAACUGUGGAAGUGCUGCAUCAAGUUUUUUCACCUCACGGAAUUGUUGAGAAGAUCGUGACGUUUCAGAAGUCGGCCGGUUUUCAAGCUUUAAUUCAGUACCAAUUACCCCAGACUGCUAUUUCUGCUAGGAACUCUCUCCAGGGGCGUAAUAUAUAUGAUGGCUGCUGUCAGCUUGACAUACAAUUCUCAAACCUGGAUGAAUUGCAAGUGAACUACAAUAAUGAACGCUCGAGGGACUACACCAACCCAAAUCUACCAUCAGAACAGAAGGGCAAAUCUCCUCAACAAGGAUAUGGAGAUGCAGGAGCCAUGUACUCAUUGCAAGGUUCUGGGCCUCGUGGAGUUGGAUUUCCUCAGAUGGGAAAUGCUGCAGCUAUUGCAGCUGCCUUUCCUAGCGGUUUGCCCCCUGGCAUAAGCGGGACAAAUGACAGGUGUACUGUUCUUGUAUCUAAUUUAAAUCCAGAUAGAAUAGACGAGGACAAGCUUUUUAAUCUGUUCUCCAUUUAUGGAAACAUUGUUAGAAUUAAACUCUUACGGAAUAAACCGGAUCAUGCUCUGGUUCAAAUGGGUGAUGGCUUCCAGGCAGAGCUGGCUGUGCACUUUUUGAAGGGUGCCAUGUUAUUUGGCCAGCGGUUGGAAGUCAACUAUUCAAAGCACCCAAAUAUUAUUACCGGACCAGAGACACGCGACUACUCGAACUCAAAUCUCAAUCGUUUUAACCGGAAUGCUGCUAAAAACUACAGGUAUUGUUGCUCUCCUACCAAGAUGAUCCAUCUAUCAAGCCUGCCACAGGAUAUGACGGAAGAAGAGAUAGUGGCUCAUUUGGAGGAGCAUGGUCCCAUUGUGAACACAAAGCUUUUCGAAAUGAAUGGGAAGAAGCAGGCUCUUGUUCUUUUCGAUAACGAGGAGCAGGCAACUGAGGCACUGGUGUGUCAACAUGCUACAUCCCUUGGCGGAUCGAUCAUUCGGAUUUCGUUUUCUCAGGUACAAAGUAUCUGAGAAGCCUUCCUGGAUGAAAUUAUCAAAAGAAUAGUAGACUGAAUAUUAACAAUUAAACAGUGGUUUUUUGCUUUUGUUGUAACUUCAGUUUCUUUAUCGACUAGUGUACCUUGAGCUCAAGGUAUAUCGGGAGAUUGAAGUAUGUUGUACUAAUAUAAUAGUCAAAAUUAUUUAAUAGAAAGAUUUUUUUCUUUCUUCAUUAAA
This is a messenger RNA of Solanum dulcamara, 1630 nucleotides long. Its product is annotated as polypyrimidine tract-binding protein homolog 3-like. The record is from RefSeq and is a predicted model, not a curated record. Lineage: Eukaryota; Viridiplantae; Streptophyta; Magnoliopsida; Solanales; Solanaceae. Gene Ontology annotation, biological process: mRNA processing; regulation of RNA splicing. The transcript has 15 exons. Bases 92 to 1426 code for a protein of 444 amino acids. Gene Ontology annotation, cellular component: nucleus. Gene Ontology annotation, molecular function: mRNA binding.